This is a messenger RNA of Gongylonema pulchrum, 480 nucleotides long. The record is from the annotation of a GenBank genome assembly. Lineage: Eukaryota; Metazoa; Nematoda; Chromadorea; Rhabditida; Gongylonematidae.
AUGGAAGCGGACCGGGAUGAUGGGAGGUUGAAAAGACAAGUCCUGAAAGCCUUCCAAAUGCGAGCAGUUACACUGGGCAAGGGUAUUCUUUUUGCAUGGGAUGAGUCUCGGGAUGGUUUCAGGAGUGCGCUGGAGCAUGCUGUGCAAUUUCUGCUGGAGCGUGGCGCUGAGGAGCGUGAGCAGUGGCUCAACAAACUAACCGGCUUGCUAUCAACGCGAAAAUUACCAAAAAUAGCAACACCGAUCGACCGGAGAGUUGGUGAGUGUGGAUAUGUUAUUGAGAUUCCAGCUAGUACUGUUUCUUGUGCGCAUUUGGGGCCGUUAAUUACUGUGAUCGAUCUUUUCUCCGCUCCACGUCUCCGCUACGAUGAUGAGCGGAAGAUUCUGGUGCAGGUCAAGGGUGCCGCAUCAGCCAUUGGAAAAUCUGAUGAUUUAAAACAUCUCUACCGAAAUCGCUUGAAGCUCGUCAUACAGGUCUGA